CCUCUCCGAUCCUUUCAUUUUCCGGGAUUAUUCAUCUUCCAAAAGUAGACACUACCGGUAGCUAGCUACUAGCUAGCUAGGGCACAAGCAAUCAAGCAGUUAGUCCUAGCUUGUGGCGCUCCUAUUAUUACUAUCUACCUCUCCUAAUAUAGUAUCUCGACAAUGAACGAACAACUCAACGCAGCGGCAGCGGCAGCGGCAGGCGACCAAAGUGACGAUGACGAAGAUACUAGUAAUAGCAAUAAUAGAGAGUCGUUUGCAUGUCCGCGUCACGACUUCCGCAUGAAUUUGACGGCGACGGAACGGCACGAAGCGUUGGCCAUCAAGACGGCGAUCGAAGCUUGUCCCGAUAUAGACGAUUUGCCGGAUUUUGACUAUGUGCAAUUGGCAUUGGUGGAUCACUCUAAUGUUGAACGCGCCUUGGAACGAGCGAGGCACUUUCAAACGGUGCGAGCGGAAUAUGGGUUUCAGGACUCCUACGACGAAAACGUGCGAUUGGUCGAACACUUUAUGCAACUAAUGCCCAAAUUCAUGUUGGAUUUGGCGUACAAUCAAGACGAGGGCAACUACAUUUUGGUGGUGGACAUUGCCAAUUUUGAAGAAACCAAAAUUCGCACGGUCGAAGAUGACAAGGCACUCAUGGGGACGGCGUUGAACAUCGGCCACUUUUUGUGUCCCGACUUUUUUGCCAUUCGACAGGGAGCUUAUGCCGUCAUGGAAACCGAAGGAUACAAUUGGAAACAGUACACGAUGAAAACCAGACGACGCAUUUGGCAAGAAGUAUUGGGCAUCUAUCCCGUCAAUGUCAAACAGUUAAAGUACUUCAAUACCGGGCUCGUGGCCAAUCUGGCUGCUUCCCUCAUGAAACGCUUUCUUCCAUUGGAACUAUUCUCCAAAAUUCAAGUGGGAUGCACAUUUAGUAAUGGUGGUCGUCUCGAUACCUUUUAUGCCGUACCAUCCCACCAAGUGGCCAAUCAACGAUUCCAGGCUAGAGCAAAGCAAUGCCUGCAAAUUCGAUACGAACACCGACGAACCUUUCGGUUGAAUCCAGAUGAACAGCAAGAUGGCGAGCAAGCAGAACAACAACAAGUAGGGCAACCACAGACAGCAGGAGACGUCGAAGAGCCGUAAUAAGUCAUGAAAGUGGGUCGACAAUUUAAUCAACAGUCGUUUUGGGACAGCUUUCUUCUGUUCGCUCGGGGAAUGAUGCACACCUUGCUGCCUGGCUACCGUAGGAGUGACGUCGAAAAUAUAAAGGACAGACAACCCUCACAAUUCGCACUCCAUUCUGACAGCAACCUGCAUUGGGGUUCCCAUCCUUCACAGAUAAUGAUGAUGCCUACGCGGUGCGACAACGUACGGUACUUUACAGUUCGAGUGACUGUCGGAUGAUGAGGCCGCACCCUGCGGAGGAGUCGAGUCUGCUGUGCUGCAAGGAAUGAGCAAGUCUAGAAAGACUAGCUAGUCCGGCAGGCAGGAAACGUUGCAGUCGACCAUUGUAUGCGGUUGCCAAGCCAACAAAUUGGUAUGGUCUAGCUAGCAAGCAUGGCCCUCAUUCAUGACUGACUGACUGUUGGCUCAACCGAAGAAUUGACAGGAAGAUUCGAUUGAUUGAUUCAAAUAACUCGAGCAGAUGAUUUAACUUGUAACAUGCACCUCAACGUUUCAUUUUAGUUCAGUUCGCUCUAAUCUUACCGUACAU
Messenger RNA from Seminavis robusta, 1702 nucleotides. Lineage: Eukaryota; Bacillariophyta; Bacillariophyceae; Naviculales; Naviculaceae. The record is from the annotation of a GenBank genome assembly.